AAGAGAUGGGGGGAGUGUUUUGUCGCUUCUGCUUGACUGGCCCCUCACGCACAACCCACUGGAUUCCCCCGGAAGUUCUUACGGGAAAAGGUUGUGGCCGUACAACAAGAUGGCGGCGCUCAGGGGUGGCGGAGCAGUGGAGGAGGAGUUUGCUCCGGGAAGCAUGUGUGAUUACCAGCUGCAGUUUCAGGGAGUCAAGUUUUCCUCCUGAAAAGGAAAGCAAUGAUGUCCGUGGUACAUUGGCUGACAGCAGGGUGGCUUGUGGAUCAUCUGUCUUUCAUCAACCAGUGUGGCUAUGAGAUCUGUGACUCCUUUGCGUACCCUGGUGGUGUCCCUCUCAAUACUUCUGUCACAUCUACUGGACAUUGUCAUCCUACUUCUACCUUUGCUGCCACCUCCUCAAGAGAUGGUCGUGUUUCUGGUCCUGGAGAUGCGAUAGAAACAGGAGGUAAACCAGCAAAAACAAGAUACAUGUUCCGGGAGGAAUUCUUUGAUGUUUCUAAGCCCCAUAUAGCUGCAGCUCCUGAGGAGCAGCUGUGGCAGGGAUGCCCUGAGGUGAGUCUCACAGAACUAAAGGCCAGCAGCAACAGAGGGGAACACCAAGCAGGAACCGAGACAGGUGUCGGAGAUUCUGUUGCCAGUGCUAGGAAGAAACGCAAAAGGAAAUGUGUAUUCAACCAAGGUGAACUGGAUGCUUUAGAAUACCAUUCAAAGGUCAGGAAGCUCAUUUGGGAAGGCACUUUGCAUUUAGUCCAAGAAGGACGCAAAAGUGGUUUUCUUCACCACAGUAUUGCAGAACCCAGUUGCAGGAAGAAUGCUGUUCCUGGACCCAUCGGCUGUGGGUUGGCUGAACUAUGUGAAAUGGCAAAGCAGUUUCCAGCUGUGAAUGAAAGUGACCAUCAAGCUGUACAUGUGCUAGAUGAUGAAACCUCCAUUCCAGAGCAGGACUUGCUGUCAUGUGUUACAGAAAACAGCUCAAACUGUGCAAAGAUAGUUGUGUUAAUGGGGCAGAAGUACUUGGUGCCACCAAAAAGCAGUUUCCUUUUAUCUGACGUUUCAUGUUUACAGCCUCUGCUGAACUACAAGAAAAAGUACGAUGUAAUCGUGAUUGACCCACCAUGGGAGAACAAGUCUGUUAAAAGGAGUAGCAGGUACAGCUACUUGUCUUCAUGGCAAAUCAAGCAGAUUCCUGUACCAGCACUAGCUGCUCCAAAUUGUCUUGUAGUCACAUGGGUGACUAAUAGACAGAAGCACUUACAUUUUGUUAAGGAUGAACUUUAUCCUCAUUGGUCUGUGAAAACACUUGCUGAGUGGCACUGGGUAAAAAUUACUGGAGCUGGAGAAUUUGUAUUUCCUUUGGAUUCUUUACACAAAAAGCCCUAUGAAGUUCUUGUACUGGGGAGAGUUCGAGGAGAAGUAAAAGAAACCUUAAGGAAAUCUGAAGAUGUACGUCCAAUUCCAGAACAUAAGUUAAUUGUCAGCAUACCCUGCAGUCUGCAUUCGCAUAAGCCUCCUCUUACUGGAGGAUUUGAUUAUUGUAUAAAGUAGUGUGUGCAAAAGAGGAAGAUAUCACACAAAUUCGGAGAGGAAUGAUGGGCAGUGAAUAGAGAUAAGACAGUGGUCCUCUCUGUGGGGGGUGCGCUUCCUUGUAGUCAAUCCCUCCGUAGUGGUGAGUAUUCUGCUUGGAAAGGUUGCAUCAAUAACAGGGGAUACACUUAAAAUGAAGGUGUUGUCUCUGAGUUUUUAAUUCUCAGUCAUAAAUCUUUGCCAGAAAUCUAAGUAGCUCACUUGAGUUUUCCAGAUCUGAUCAUUAUGCAAAGUCUCUUUGAUAAUGGUAGUAGCAAAAGAAAGUGAAAAUAAAUCCAAAAGUACUUGUAGAGUUAAGACUCCCUUUGUACACCAGAGAUGUGAGAUCAUCUUUUACUGUCUAGCCAUUUAUGAAAUGCUUACCCAGUGAAGAUGUAAUAGUUUUCAUUUAAAAUCUUGGUACUAGAUAUUUAGUCUGAGACCAGCUGUGACACUUAAGUAUUUCCUGCUUUGAUAAACCAGAUGAUGAAAUAAUCUAAUUAGUCUCCUCAUGAGAAGCUGUCAGAAGUACGAUAGCUUUCCUAUUUAAGAAUCAAUAAAAUGGCAAGAUGGUAAAAUCUGUCAGGGCAUCUGUAACAUGA
Strigops habroptila (Kakapo) is the source of this 2168-nucleotide messenger RNA. It is a transcript of the gene METTL4, whose product is annotated as methyltransferase like 4. Gene Ontology annotation, molecular function: site-specific DNA-methyltransferase (adenine-specific) activity; RNA methyltransferase activity; nucleic acid binding. The coding region runs from base 223 to 1548 and encodes 441 amino acids. The record is from RefSeq and is a predicted model, not a curated record. Gene Ontology annotation, cellular component: cytosol; nucleus; RNA N6-methyladenosine methyltransferase complex. The transcript is spliced from 9 exons. Lineage: Eukaryota; Metazoa; Chordata; Aves; Psittaciformes; Psittacidae.